ACAGUCCAACAUGAAGCUGUGUCUACUCGUCCUCUCUGCCUGCCUGGCCUACGCCACGGCCCAAAUACCUAUCAGAUGCUCUGCUCCGCGAGAAUGGGAGGCUCGUCUCAUCGAGUUCGACCCCGCCAAGAAGUUUGACCGUCGUGCCAAGGUCACCUAUGACACUGCCAACCAGAGAGUGAGGAUCGUCGAGGAGGAGUACAUCGGGGGCCAGAAGGAAUUCAUGGAUGUCCUUUAUCUUCAUAAUCAGGGUAUUGAAUACAGGCUAGACAUCAAGACCAGGAAGUGUGAGAAGAAGCCCAUCUCGCGCCCAUUCCCUACCCUACAGAUCCCAACCAAUGCUACCUUCUAUGGCGAGUUCUACAUAGGGACCUCCUCUGUUCUCGGUGAAGGAGUCCUGGUCGAGGCCUGGGGAGGCGAACACGAAGGAGCCAGAGUGAUGGGAGAAUGGACGGUGAAGGACUGUCUGCCAAUUUCAUUCGUCAGUUUCGGUCCAAAGAUCGGAUUCUUCUCAUCCAGACACUACGACUACACCCUCGGAAUCUCGGACCCCAUGGUCUUCGUCCCACCAAAGGAAUGCAUGUAACUUGCUCAGUGAAGCGCCGAACCACGUAGAUCUACGUGGCCCAAUUCCCCCCUUGUUAUCGGAACUGGUUAUCGGAGUCUCAUGGACUUCGCCAUUGCCAUCUUCAGUUUCUAGUUUCUAGUGUCUAGCUUCAGCUUUUCAGUUUCUACCGUGCCCUGAAGAUGGCGAUGGCGUAGUUCAGAACUUUAGAUGACUUCAUAACAUAACAUAACAUAACAUAACAUAACAUAACAUAAUUUAUUUCUCUCCAAAAAACCCUUUCGGGUAUAAGAGGUUACAUGAUUUAACAUUUACAUAUGGUGGACCAAGCUGAUGAAUUCUUUACAAAAACUAUGAAUAUUGUCUAAGUUUACCCGGGAACAUUUAGUCAUAAUGCGAUGGAAAAAUUCAUGAUAAAAAACCUGAGGUAAUUCUUUUAAGUUUGGAAACAACCUUACUCGCAUGUGACGGAAAUACGGACACGUAAUAAAAUAAUGAAGUUCGUCUCUUACACAAACCUGGUCACAAAGACCACAAAUAUUUUCUGCAGUUUCAUUUCUAUACAUUCUGGUUACUGUUUCUGGGAAUUUUAUAGAUCCAGUACGAAAUUUACAAAUACUGACCGUUUGAUAUAAUGGUAAUUUUUUAACAUAGGGCUCCAUAUUCAGGUUUUGUUUAAACAUUCUAUAAAUUAUACAUCUGAAAUCGUUAUUUACCUCGUUUCUCCAUAGUUGUUCACACUGGUCUCUCAUUAUCUGUUCAACUACAAUUUUCAGUUCUCGUAGGGACAAAACCUCGGGAGUAUACCAAAUUUGAGUGAGGCCACAGCCGUCUAGAACAGUUUUCACACUUUUACACCAGCCUUGGUUUAAAUAACCCUUGUCUAAAUGCUCCCUAGUUAUGUUAUAAAAGAUAUAAGCCCAUUUAUCUGUUUUUCCAAU
Molecule: messenger RNA, 1506 nt
Organism: Lineus longissimus
Lineage: Eukaryota; Metazoa; Nemertea; Pilidiophora; Heteronemertea; Lineidae
Product: mammalian ependymin-related protein 1-like
Exons: 6
Coding region: 11-586 (191 amino acids)
Biological process (GO): cell-matrix adhesion
Cellular component (GO): lysosome; extracellular region
Molecular function (GO): calcium ion binding
Source: RefSeq, a predicted model, not a curated record